CUCCCGCCCCCUCCCGCGGGGCUCGACCGCGGGGCAGGCGGGCUCCGAGUGCGCGGCUGCGGGACCGGCGGCGCCGGCAGGUAAUCUGGGCUCUCAUAAUGUUUGCCAAAGCAACAAGGAAUUUUCUUAAAGAAGUUGAUGCUGGAGGUAAUCUGAUUGCAGUACCAAACUUGAAUGACUCUGAUAAGUUACAGCUUCUAAGUCUGGUGACCAAAAAGAAGAGAUUCUGGUGCUGGCAGAGACCCAAGUACCAGUUUUUGUCUGUCACCCUUGGAGAUGUACUCACAGAAAACCAAUUUCUGAGUCCAGUGGUCGUGGAGUCGGACUUCGUGAAAUAUGAGAGCAAGUUUCAAAACCACGUCAGUGGGACCGUUGAGACAGCGCUGGGGAAGGUCAAGCUGAACAUUGGAGGCAAAGGACUUGUGGAAAGUCAGUCUUCUUUUGGGACCCUGAGGAAGCAGGAGGUGGACUUGCAGCAGCUCAUCAGAGAUUCCACGGAGAGAACGAUAAAUCUGAGCAAUCCAGUGCUGCAGCAGGUGCUGGAGAGGAAGAAUGAGGUCCUGUGUGUCCUGACACAGAAGAUAGUGACGACCCAGCAGUGCGUGAUAUCGGAGCACGUUCAGAUUGAGGAGAAGUGUGGCGGCAUAGUGGGGAUCCAGACCAAGACCGUGCAGGUGUCCGCAAAGGAGGAUGGGAACAUCACCAAGGAUACCAACAUAGCGCUGGAGAUCCCAGCUUCCACCACCAUCGCCUAUGGCAUCAUUGAGUUGUAUGUGAAACUGGAUGGCCAAUUUGAAUUAUGCCUCCUACAAGGGAAGCAUGGUGGCUUUGAACUCAAGAGAAGUGACUCUGUCUUCCUGGACCAUCUGCCUUUUCGAGAGUUUGCAUACGGGGACAUGCCAGAUGCUGGGCAGGGAUCAUCUGCCCUGGAUUGGCCGUUGGAUGUUUUAAAACAAGCGACUGUGCUCUUGGAGAAGAAUUUCCACCCCUUUGUGGAGCUGCCCGAACAGCAACAGACAGCGCUGAGCGACGUCCUCCAGGCGGUCCUGUUUGAUGAAGAAUUACUUGUGGUCCUGGAACAAGUGUGUGACGAUGUGGUCAGAGGUCUGUCGCCCCCACUGGCAAUACCGGGGGAGCUGAAGCCCCCGCAGCAGCAGGACCUCAUGGCUUUCCUGAACUUGGUGGGCUACAGAGUACAGGGCGGGAGUCCAGACCAGGAGGAUGCAAUCAGCAACCAGAAGCUCUUUUCUACGGCCUACUUCUUGGUCAGUGCACUAGCAGAAAUGCCAGAUAAUGUAGCCGCUUUGCUAGGUGCUUGCUGUAGACUCCAGAUUAUUCCUACGCUGUGUCACUUGCUCCGUGCUCUCUCUGAUAAUGGAGUAUCUGAUCUUGAAAACCCAGACUUGGCUCCUCUGAAAGAUAUGGAAAGGUUUAUGAUCGUGCAGCGUUUGUUUGCCUCAGCCGACAUGAACUUGGAAAGACUGCAGUCAUCUGUAAAAGUUGUCACCCAGAAGGACCCUAACAUUCUCCCACUAAUUCUUUAUAUAAGCCUGAAUGGACUCUGUGCUUUAGGCAGAGCACAUUAAUAACAUGUGAAUUACAAAUACAUGUUGUCAUCCAAGGCUGGGUAUUUCUCAGCAUUGUUAAGUAACUACUGAGUUUAGCCACCAGGUACUCAGUAAACACUUUUUCAUUAGACACUGGGUCACUAGAACAGGGCUCUAAGUUAGAUUCCAGCACCUGAAGAGCUGGAGGAGGGUUGUGAAUUUUAAGCUAGUAAAUGGUCAGACUUUUUUUCUGCAGAAAAAUGGGUCCACUUAUCUAUUAUACAAAAACAAAGGAGUCUGACACUUUGAUCCAAAAAUUCAUUUUAAAUCGUGAAUGCUAUAGGAAGACAAUUUCUCUUUAUAGAAGAGUCUGUGUUUUAGAUGUGCUGAUUGACAAAUGAACUGUAAAUGCUACUAUGGUACAGAUAUUCUGCUAAACAAAAUUAUACUAAAACAGUAGCAGGACACCUCUCCUUAGGGGUCUAGCUACAUACUUUUUUUGGUCAUGCUUUAAUGAACAUAGCAAUUCUAUGUCUAGAAUAAUGCUGAUUUCCCACGUACUCUGGAUUUUUAAUUUAUAAAAUAGAUACUGUAUCAAAGGAAACUGU
Canis lupus familiaris (dog) is the source of this 2155-nucleotide messenger RNA. RefSeq names its product gasdermin E (gene GSDME). Gene Ontology annotation, cellular component: cytoplasm. The record is from RefSeq and is a predicted model, not a curated record. Bases 99 to 1586 code for a protein of 495 amino acids. Lineage: Eukaryota; Metazoa; Chordata; Mammalia; Carnivora; Canidae. The transcript has 10 exons. Gene Ontology annotation, biological process: programmed cell death.